This is a messenger RNA of Harmonia axyridis, 2954 nucleotides long. RefSeq names its product gamma-tubulin complex component 5-like. The record is from RefSeq and is a predicted model, not a curated record. Gene Ontology annotation, molecular function: microtubule minus-end binding; gamma-tubulin binding. NCBI's taxonomy places the organism in Eukaryota, Metazoa, Arthropoda, Insecta, Coleoptera, Coccinellidae. The transcript is spliced from 13 exons. Bases 98 to 2902 code for a protein of 934 amino acids. Gene Ontology annotation, cellular component: centrosome; gamma-tubulin complex; spindle pole. Gene Ontology annotation, biological process: mitotic cell cycle; microtubule nucleation; spindle assembly.
AGUUCAAAUUUUGAUCUAUUUAUUGAAACAUUUAAAUAAAAAACAAUCAGGUUGAUUACAUUUUAUUGGAUUUUUAGAUUAUUGAUCAUUAGCUAAAAUGAAUACAGCAAUAAAUAAAGAAGUAAGGAAUUUGAUAGGACAUAUUUUAGGGGGCAAGGAUAAUCUUGAAAUAAUAAAUACCAAAGAAAAGCACAUGAUUUCAAGACUGAAAAGAGGAGACACUAUGUCUUUUGUGAACAAAAGAGAAAUGGAUUUAGCAAUAGAAAAAAUGGCUGAAAAGUAUGAAUUCCAUGGUUUUGCACCACAAGCCGAAUAUUUAAGGAAAAUAUAUAAUAAGUACAUGAGUAAGAUAUCUAAACAGGACCUUCAUUCAGCUCUGAACACUCUUCGAUUUCUCUUGUACAUGUCUGAAAGUCCAACAACUAAAUUCAUGGAAAAUCCAGAAGAUUACUGCAUCGUUCAAGAAGAAGAUGAAAAAGAAGUUAUGAAUUGGGGAGAAUAUCUUCUUGAAGGUAUAGAAUUAUAUACUCCAGAGCAAUUUGAUGACUCAAGUGAGGUUUCAAGUGAGUUUGAAACUCCAGAAGAAGAUCUCAGCGAGGCUCAAAUUGUAGAAUUUGAACCCAUUUUAGAAUCAACUUCUAAUGGUGUAUUAAGAAUGAAUUAUGAUGUAAAUCAAGAGCUUAUGUCUACUAUACAGCAUACCUGGUAUAAUAAUGAGUAUUACACAGAAAAACCAGCUAGUAAAAGAGAAGAAGCUAACAUAGGAAUUUUGUGGGAGGAAUAUUUGGAAAAAGAAACACAUGGACUCCUUGGAUUAGAUAAAAUAAGUUUUAUUUCUGAAUACAAGGUUAUAAGAGAAGUAUUAUGGCAAAUGUUUGGAACACAUAAUUCCUUUGUAUUUUACUUCAAAGGAAAUGAAUUGAACAUUAGAAAUAAUAUAUCUAUAGGUAGUGCGCGAAAUGUUACCUUCAACUCAUUUCUCAAACAAUUUCUGGAAUAUAUAGAACUCCUUGAAUUCUUCAGAAACUUCAUAAGUUCCACAAAAGAUUCAUGCCAAACAUAUGUUUGUUAUGGUGUAGCCAUUAGGAAAAAUAUUCUUGACCCUAUUUAUAAGAAAUUAAUUGACAUAGAAGAUAUUGUUAGGAAACAAGAUGAAACUUACACUCUACUAAAACUUGCAAAUGAACUAUCUCCAAUAUUCAAACCACUUGUAACCUUGAAAAGUCUACAUGAUCAAAUAAUACUACCAAUGGAAUUGCAUUCAGCUCUGUAUUACUCCACAAGCUUGCUCUGCAACUUGCAUUCUAGUCUGAGACAGUCUUCAUCAAAGUUGGAAAAUGAUAUUAAACUAACCAUGUAUCUAGAGAGUCUCUAUAAGUAUUUCACUCUUAUCGACUCAUGGUUGUGUAAGAAUGAUUUUUUUGAUAGCGAUGGAGAAUUUAUUUUGAUACAAACUAGUUCCACCCAAACAUUGGAAUAUAGAACUAGUCCCUUGCUGAGUGCCAGAAUUAUAUAUGAGAUAAAUGAACCAAUAAAUGAAGAAUUCAAGAAAGAUGGCAUAAUCAAAAUAAUCUGUAGUAAGGUGUUGCAUAUCGCUAACAAUAUCAGACUUUUGUUUCAUUUGAGAAAAUUUGAUUUUUACAACAGGUAUACAGAGACCCUCCAUCAAGAAUUGAUAAGAAGAUUCCUGAUAGAACUUUGUAAGUUCUUCAAAUACAAAGACAAUGAUAUUCUGAAGAAUCUAUCAGGAAAUGAUGAAACCCAAGGUCCAAGGAUGUUGACACUGAAACAUCCAAUAAUCAGCGCCAAUAAAUGUAAAACAGUUACAGACAUGGACAAACUUGAAAAUCUAGUUGAUACAAAUAAUGGUUUUUUAAUGAAAGCUUUUAAAGACUUCUUUUUCGUCAAUAAAGAGAAUGUUGAAUGUAAACCAAAGAUCAUGACUCUAUUUGAAAGAAUAAGUAAAAUAACCAAGGGACUUUUCCCUUUGAGAAAUACAAUAGAAAAGAUUUUUUUGGAUAUACUAAAAGAAAGAUACAGUGUAUGUGGCUUGAUGGUGAAGAAUACACUUGUAGAGGAUCAUCAUCUUGAUAAGCUGUUUGAGUUUUUGAGAGCCCUGUUUCUAUUCAGUGACGGCUCUAUUUUUCCAUUUUUUCAGCAGUUCUUCAAAGAGAUGGAAUAUCUUUCCAAAAAUCCUUGGCGAUACAUGAGGCUAUCAUCGAAUCUAAAAGACUUGAUAUCUGAAAAGUAUCCUUUGAUAUCAUCUAAUUGCGAAGUUACAUUACAAUCAUCAAGUGAACUGUGUGAAGACCCAUUGGAUAUUUGCAACCAUUUGAACAUAAUGGUGUCGUUGAAAUGGCCUCUAAGUGUGGUUGUAGCUGAGGAAGAGAUAAAAGUAUAUAAUUCAAUAUUUCAUUUCCUCAUCAAGCUGAAAUGGGCCUUGCAUACCUUGAAUGGACUCGCCCUUAAAGAUAUUUUUGGAGGCGUUUCCAAAAAUUGUAGUAAUCGUGUGAAGACUAUCAUGAGGAAAUUAUAUGUACUUAGAUUUAGAUUGCUACAAUUGUUGAAUUUUAUACACAACUACAUUCUUUGUUUCUGUCUGAUGAAAUGUUUGAAACAGUUCGAGUUGGAUUUUGAGAAAUCGAAUGAUCUUGAUUCAGUUAUCAAAUCACAUUGUGAUUUUGUUGAAGAGGUUGAGAAAAUGGUGGUUAUUCUAAAUGAUAAAAAGAACGAAUACAAUUUCAAUUCGGUGCUCCAUUGUGUUAAAAUCUUGAAAAUGUUAUGGAAUGAUUUGGAAAUGGCUUUAGACAGACAAAUUAUUUAUUCAACCCAUAUAUUGUGUGAAAAAUGUAAAACAAAUAUAGAGUCCAAAGUGAAUAGAGAAUAUCUCUUGAAUUAUUGAAAUAAUAAUUAUUAUUUUUUUGUAAGAAUUGAUUAAUAAAUUGUUGAAGAAA